This is a messenger RNA of Perkinsus marinus ATCC 50983, 1191 nucleotides long. Its product is annotated as 26S proteasome regulatory subunit, putative. Gene Ontology annotation, molecular function: protein binding. Gene Ontology annotation, biological process: proteasome-mediated ubiquitin-dependent protein catabolic process. Lineage: Eukaryota; Perkinsozoa; Perkinsida; Perkinsidae. The record is from RefSeq and is a predicted model, not a curated record. The transcript is spliced from 14 exons. Bases 1 to 1191 code for a protein of 396 amino acids.
AUGGACGCCAUUUCUGCCGGGGUGCUACCUGGAGAGGACACUAAGACUCUUCCUAACAUGAGGCAUGCUCAGGAUAGGUUCAUACUACAAUGCGCUGAUGAUGUUUAUUCGCAACAGGAGAAAGAUGAGGCUAAAGGCAGGCUAAUGGAUGCCAUCAGGGAACAGAGUCAAAGCGUAUGGUAUAAGCAGCUUUGCGAGGAGUUUGGAUGGGCCCCUGAUGAGAAACUGGUAGCCGAUAUGAAAGUGAAAAAUGAGGAGGAAUUGCAGAAGCUGCAGCUGAACAUUGACGAUGCCCAGGAAAAUUUGGGAGAUAUCGAGCAGAGGGACGCGAUUCUGAAUAAGGGGGAGUUCUAUCUCAGGAUAGGUGACCAUGAGAAGGCCGCAGAGGUGUUCGAGGAGGCCUUGAAGAUCACAGUCGGCGUCGGGGCCAGAUUGGACAACAUACUUACUCAGAUUCGCAUGGACAUUUUCUGGAAUGAUGUCCCAGGGUGUAAGAAGAACAUCGAUCGAGCGCAUAUCGAGUUGUCGAAAGGAGGCGACUGGGAGAGGCGAAACAAGCUGAAGGUUUACGACGGCCUGUACCAGAUGAUGACCAGAGACUUCGAGGCUGCUGCUGGCCAAUUCGUAUCGGCACUCCAGACCUUCACAGCCACUGAGCUCAUGCCCUUCACCGACUAUAUUUUCUACACGGUCAUCACGUCUAUGGUGGCUACCGAUCGGAAGACUGUUAUUACUCAAGUGAAAACUUCCCCUGAGGUGUUGUCGGUGGUCGGCGAUUUGCCUCCACUGAGGGAGUUCCUCACUAGCCUCUACGACUCGCGCUACAAGGAGUUCUUCCAAGCCUUCGGUGGGGUCAUCCAAUUGGUGCGAAGGAAUCGCUACAUGAGUGUUCAUUUGAGAUAUUUCAACCGACAGAUGAGGCUGAAUGCCUAUCGACAGUUCCUCGCCUCGUACAAAUCCGUAACGUUGCGAAUGAUGGCUGAUGCAUUCGGUGUAACUCCACAGUUCAUCGAUCAGGAGCUUUCUUCCUUCAUUUCGUCGGGGAAGCUGUCGUGCAAAAUCGACAAAGUUAAUGGCGUGGUGGAAUCGAAUGUGCAGGAUGAGCGGAAUGAAAAAUACCAGAAAAUGAUCAAACAGGGCGAUCUUCUCUUGAACAGAAUCCAGAAGUUAUCGAAGAUCAUCGAUAUGUGA